This is a messenger RNA of Neurospora tetraspora, 525 nucleotides long. RefSeq names its product carbonic anhydrase. Gene Ontology annotation, molecular function: zinc ion binding; carbonate dehydratase activity. The record is from RefSeq and is a predicted model, not a curated record. The coding region runs from base 1 to 525 and encodes 174 amino acids. The transcript has 3 exons. NCBI's taxonomy places the organism in Eukaryota, Fungi, Ascomycota, Sordariomycetes, Sordariales, Sordariaceae.
AUGCCCGUCACCAACGAAGACAUCGCCACCCACCUCGAGGCCGCCUCGGCCUCCUACUCCUCCACCUUCGACAAAGGCCAUCUCGCCCUCCCGCCCGCAAAAAAGUAUCUCGUCCUGACCUGUAUGGACGCGCGGAUCGACCCUGCGAAAGCGUUCGGGAUCGAGUUGGGGGAUGCCCAUGUUAUUCGGAAUGCCGGCGCAUCAACCAAAGACGCCCUCCGCAGCAUCGUCAUCAGCCAGCAGCUGCUGGCCACAGAAGCCAUCGUCAUCGUCAAGCAUACCGGGUGCGGCAUGUUGACGUUUAAGAAUGAGGAUGCCUAUGGGGUUGUUGAGGGGAAUCUUGGUGUCGAAGCACGAAAGGAGCUUGAGGAAAGAAAGUUGGAUUUCCUUCCCUUCCCUGAGCUGAAGCAGGCUAUUCAGGACGAUAUCGACUUCCUUAGGGGGACCAAGUUGGUGAAGGAUGAGGUUCCUAUCAGCGGGUGGGUGUAUGAGGUCGAAACGGGGAAGACAGUAAGGGCUGUUUGA